AUGGCAGGGACUUGGAAGGCCCUGGUGCUUGUGGCAGGCUUGGCGGCUGUGGCCUGCCUGGCCCAGCGCAGUCUGAGCUAUGACGAAAUUGUCACCCAGGCCCUGAAGUUCUUCAAUCAGGGGCGGCGAGGUCAGCGCAUCUUUGGCCUGCUGGAAAGCACCCCGCCGCCACCUGACUUGAACGCCACCACCAUCCCGCUCAGCUUCAGGAUUAAAGAGACUGUGUGCUUUCUGCUCCGGUACCGCCGACGGCCCCGACAGUGUCCUUUCAGGGAGGGCGGGGAGGAGCGGAACUGCACCGGCGCCUUCUUCAUGCUGCGGCAACUCCGCCUCCUGUCGCUCAACUGCGUGCCGGACGGUGAGCUGAACCAGGAGCCCCGCCGGGUGAGGCGCUCUGCUGGGUCCUCUGGGGAAGACCCUCCGGAACUUGACAGCUCCAGUCUGCCACCUGUGGCCAGGGAAAUGUACGAGAGAGCCAAGUACGACAUCAUCUCCAACAUCCUGAGGAAUUUCUAG
Molecule: messenger RNA, 516 nt
Organism: Rangifer tarandus platyrhynchus (Svalbard reindeer)
Lineage: Eukaryota; Metazoa; Chordata; Mammalia; Artiodactyla; Cervidae
Source: the annotation of a GenBank genome assembly